Tachyglossus aculeatus (Australian echidna) is the source of this 1618-nucleotide messenger RNA. It is a transcript of the gene AK2, whose product is annotated as adenylate kinase 2. Bases 10 to 717 code for a protein of 235 amino acids. Gene Ontology annotation, cellular component: cytoplasm; mitochondrion. Gene Ontology annotation, biological process: ADP biosynthetic process. The transcript has 7 exons. Gene Ontology annotation, molecular function: AMP kinase activity; ATP binding. The record is from RefSeq and is a predicted model, not a curated record. Lineage: Eukaryota; Metazoa; Chordata; Mammalia; Monotremata; Tachyglossidae.
GGGGCGGACAUGGCUCCCAACGUGCAGGCCGAGGAACGACCCCGCGACCUUCGCCAGGGCCUCCGGGCCGUGCUCCUCGGCCCGCCCGGGGCCGGAAAGGGCACACAGGCUCCCAAACUUGCUGAGAAUUACUGUGUGUGCCACCUGGCAACCGGGGACAUGCUGAGGGCCAUGGUGGCCUCCGGUUCCGAGCUGGGCAAGAGACUGAAGGCGACAAUGGACGCUGGGAAGCUGGUGAGUGACGAGAUGGUGGUGGAACUGAUUGAGAAAAACUUAGACACUCCUGCUUGCAAGAACGGCUUCCUUUUGGACGGCUUCCCGAGAACUGUGAAACAGGCGGAAAUGUUGGAUGACCUCAUGGAGAAGAGGAAAGAAAAGCUGGAUUCCGUGAUCGAGUUCAGCAUUGCAGAUUCCCUGCUGAUCCGCAGAAUCACUGGAAGACUGAUCCACCCAGCAAGCGGCCGCUCCUACCAUGAGGAAUUCAAUCCACCCAAGGAGCACUUGAAGGAUGAUAUCACCGGCGAACCCCUGAUCCGGCGUUCGGAUGACAACGAGGUGGCUUUGAGAACGCGCUUGAAGGCAUACCACACCCAGACCGUCCCCCUGGUGAACUACUACAGCAAAAGGGGGAUCCACUCGGUCGUGGAUGCCUCCCAGUCUCCUGACGUGGUGUUCGCCAGCAUCCUGGCCGCCUUCUCAAAAGCGACAUCCCAGUGAUUCUACAGGCCAUUCAAGACCACGCCAUUUGCCUACCGGCCUCGAUGGAAUUCCGUAUUUUAAUGCCGGUCAAGGGGGAGGGGGAAUUGGGGUAAGAAGGUUGGGGACUGGGAGGGGGACUUGAGGUGGGACAAAUGAGUAUUUGGGGAGGAGGCAAUGCGUGGGUGUGUCCUUCAUUUGGAAGGGAAUUUUCUAAAAAAAUAUAUAUAUAAUCAUGGGGAAGAAAGAUAAAUAAAAAGAAAGAAUCAGGGCCAGGGAGGAGAGAGAAGAGGUGGCAAGUGGUAUCCACAAACCCCCUGGGGAAACGUGUUCCCAGUCAGUCUGGACCCGCUGAUUGCAACGGACAAGUCAAAGGCACAAGACCUCAGCUGUUAUUUAAAAACCUAGUAGAUUGCCUGUCUGAAGCCCCGGGCUGGGUUUGGUGGUUGAGUUUAAUUCCCACAUAAUGUGACUAAACAAUAAGUCCUGCAUUUGGAAGGAUGUGGGAAGUGGGCUUACCCAGUGGGGUUGGCCAGGGAUUAGUUUGAAACUAACGCCUAAGGGUGAGGGUAGAACAGAUCAUUCCAUGUUUUUGUUUUUUUUCUUUCCCCUCCCACCCACCUCAGAAUUAGUUAAUUCCGCUGGUCUGGUGGGGAGGAACCAUUAGCAAUUAUGGACUAGCAGUGGGGAUCCUGUAUGCUGCUGUUUGUAAGGGAUUGCUUUUUAACCAUUGAAAGCCUCAUCCAUCCAAAUUCUUUGAGGCUUCCCCCAACCCACAUGGCUGUCUGCAGUGACAGCCGGAUGUGUGUGUAUAUGUGUGUGUACAUGCAGGUGUGUAUGUGUUUAACCCGGUGCCUUUUUUAAUUGACCAAAUAACUGCCUCUUUGGCCUCUGAAGCAAUAAAAUGUAUUCAAAGUUUGCA